Molecule: messenger RNA, 2436 nt
Organism: Cuscuta epithymum
Lineage: Eukaryota; Viridiplantae; Streptophyta; Magnoliopsida; Solanales; Convolvulaceae
Source: the annotation of a GenBank genome assembly
AAAAGCAAACUCUUGGCCAAAUGAAAUGAAAUUAAAGUUUCCUCCCAACUAAAGUAAACCCCUGCACCAAAGGAAAUUAGUGCUCCGUAGUGAACAAAACCUAAAACUCCAGGUUUGAGGCUUCGUAUUGAACAAAUGGAAUUACUGCUCCAAGCGCCGAAUUAGGUUUGAGGCUUCUCUCAUCGAUCGUGAUUUUCACCGGUAGGAAAAGUAUUUCUCUUUUGCUUUCUUCUCCGUUCGAGGCACAUCCGACUCUCUCGCUCUGGCCAGACAGAUGGGGAAAAAGAGAGACAACUCUCAGAUUCAUGGACUUGGAGAACUUACGGAAUAUGAAAAACAGAGAUUAAAGAAGUUGGAUUUAAAUAAAGAAAGGAUGCGUGCAGCGGGGUUUACCACUCUAGCAAAUAAGGGAAUCACUCUAUCAAACCAGAAAGCGACUACAAAACGAAUUACAUGUGCACCUUAUGGACUAGUAGACGAAGAGUACAUGCCAAGUGAUGAUGAGAAUGAUGAAUGUGACCAUCCAAAGGUUUCAAAGAAGGGAAAGGACCGAAAUAACAAUGAAGGGAAGAAAUCAUCUGGCCCAUCAAAGACUAGUGAAGAUUCUGUGAAGGUGUAUUCAGAGACAGAGCUGGUAGGGGUUUUGGGAGAACACAAAAGACAUAAAAAACUGACUGCAUUUCAGCCUCAGAAAGGUAAAGAAAAAGGGAGUUACAAUCAAGGUACAAGCCAACAGUGUAAACAGUUUGUUUCAAAUAAGAAGGCACAACAUAUCCCACCUGGAUCCAUGGCCAUGUACUGUAACAUGAGGAAAAGGCAAGAGAUAUUAAAGAAGAAGAAUAACCCAGUAUUUCUGUUAGAAAAUGAAGAUUCCUCCAGUGAGCAAGAAAGUGAAGAUAUUCAUGAAAAUUACUUCAUUGGUGGUGAGGAGCAAGUAAGUGCAUCAUCAACGAGGAAAGUUAGAAACUCUCGAAUGCCUUUAUCUACUGAAGAUCAUGAUGAUGAAACAGACUCCUUGAAAAAUUCAAUGGAUAUACAAAAUGAGGUGCCGAUUGAAAAAGAAACUUCUGGUACAACCACUUCAAAGAAAGUUGCUGGAGAAAAGAAGACUAGAGGACCAACGGUUAUGGCAGAAGUGCAUAAUCGUAAGAUUGAAGAACGGCCAAUAAUUAUUUUAAAUGAAGCAGGCCAACCGAUCGGGCCUACUCCUGAUCUUGUUCGUGAAUUUAGUCGCUUCUUAGGUACGGUGGCUAGAGAUUCAGAACUCACACCCUUAAAUUAUGUCACAUGGCAUAAGGUACCACAACAUAAAUUAGACAACAUCUGGGAUUACGUCAUGGAGAAGUAUAUGGUUCCAACAGAAGGAAAGAAAUGGGUUUUUUCUACCAUUAAUGAUUUGUGGCGUGUUCAUAAAUCAAGAAUGAAGAAAGCCCAUUAUUAUGCAUACACAACUGAUGCAGAAAGGUGGAAAAAUCGCCCAAAAACUCUUCCCGAGAAUAUAUUCAAAGAGCUAGUGAACUACUGGAAUGUUGAUGAGGUUGAGGAGGCAAGCGACAUCAAUAGAAACAAUCGCAUGCAGUAUGAUGACCCACACACUUUGGGCCCCACAUCAUUCGCAUUAUUGCGUCAUGUAUUGCAACAAGAUGAUCCCAACAAUCAAGACCCAUCUCAAGCAAUAGUGUAUAAGGAAUCAAGGAUGAGAACUCCUGGGAAUCAGUACUUGACAAAAUACGACAAGGCUUCUGAAAAUAUUAAAAAAAUGGAUGAGUUACAAUCUCAACAAGAAUGUGGAGAAAAGGAAACUAAAGAAGAUCCUUACUAUCUUGUGGUUGAUAAACCUGAAUUGAGUGGGCGUUUACGCCUUCGUGGUCGAGGUAUGAACAAAUCUAAAUUGAAGAAAGGUGAUAGGAGUGCAAAGUCAAGCUACACACUUCCAGAAGAGUUCUUGCAAUGUGUCACAGCACAAUUGGAACCAAAUAUCAAAGCAAAUGUGAGACAAGAAGUUGCACAAGAUGUGGCAUCCAUGGUACUAUCCCAAAUAAAGGCAGCUAAUCCAGGGAUAAACCUUACCAUUCCAGAAUUUUGCAUUUCAGCGAGAGACAAAUCAACACAUGAACCAGAUGGGUCAAAUGGGAAAUCUAAUGGAAGUGAUGAAUUUGAUGAUGAGGAUGAACUACAACAACCUGAAUGAUGCAGCUUGAUAAUGCACAAGCCUUCUUGUUGGAAACUUGGAAUCUGAAUGAUGUAGCUUGAUUGCAGUUGACUAAUUGGUGGAUUAUUAUUGUAGUUUUUUGUCUUUGGAUUGAACUGCACUGUAGUUUGAUGGAUUCUGUAUUUCGAUCAUGUGUUUGUCAGUAGAAUGUACUUUUAAUUAAAAAUGACAUUAUGGAAUUCUGUGUUUAUGGCUUUGCAUAAUAUAAAGAAGAUUUAUAAAUA